AACAACAAGCCUCCUGAUUGGUUGUGACGUCAUGCCGGCCCCUGUGUUUGGAAUGGAAGCCGGAUGUCGGGUGAGCUCGGAGGUCGAACACGAUAACUCUCCCGCAGCUUCUCGCUUUUAACAGCUUGAUAAGAAACGACAUAUUCGAACAUUACUCGUCGCUAUGUUAUUCAAAUUAUUCAGGACGUAAACAUCUGUCCUAAGAGUCAUGAGUCAUUCAAAUGAGGAUGCUGCUACGAAUGGCACCAUGCAGCAAAAGAGGAACAUCCAGAUCAUUGAGUGGGAGGACUUGGACAAAAGGAAGUUCUAUUCUUUUGGGGUGUUCAUUACCUUGAGCAUCAGGGCCACGGUCUACCCGGCCACCCUGAUCCGGACUCGGCUUCAGGUGCAGAGGGGCAAAUCCCUCUACAGCGGCACCUUCGACGCCUUCGUCAAGAUCCUGCGGGCGGAGGGCGUUCGGGGCCUGUACCGUGGCUUCAUGGUGAACACCUUCACCAUCAUCUCUGGCCAGGCUUACAUAACCACCUACGAACUGGUGAGGAAGUAUGUGUCCAACUAUUCUGACGACAACACAGUCAAGUCGCUGGUGGCGGGCGGCGCGGCGUCCUUGGUGGCCCAGAGCAUCACUGUGCCCAUCGACGUGGUGUCGCAGCAGCUGAUGAUGCAAGGCCAGGGGGAGCACCUCAGCCGCUUUCGCCUUCAUUCUAAAUCAGAGACCGGCAAGCCAAAAAGAGUGUUUGGCCAAACCAGAAGCAUUGUGACCCAAAUAUUUGCUGCUGAUGGUUUACCAGGCUUCUACAGGGGAGCCGUUGCUUCUUUACUUACCUACAUCCCAAAUAGCGCCGUCUGGUGGCCGUUCUACCAUUUUUAUGCUGAGCAGCUGUCAAACCUGGCCCCUUCUGACUGUCCUCAUAUUGUCCUCCAAGCCAUGGCUGGGCCACUCGCGGCCGCCACUGCCUCCACUGUCACCAACCCGAUGGAUGUUGUCAGAGCCAGGGUGCAGGUUGAAGGACGCACUUCAAUCAUCGACACAUUCAGGCAGCUGAUCAGGGACGAAGGCGUCUGGGGUUUGACCAAAGGACUGUCGGCCCGCAUCAUUUCUUCCACUCCCACCGCCAUCGUCAUGGUGGUCGGCUACGAGACCCUCAAAAAAGUGAGUUUGCGGCCUGAGCUUGUGGACUCCAGACACUGGUAGAUGCUACUUUGGGACACCGGGACCACGUGCCAUGUGAGAAGAGAAGCUCCAUACAGGACACAAAAACAAAAGUACCUCACUUUUUUUUAAAGUAGACCAAAAUAGACAAGUCAUUGCAGACUGAUUUUUGUUGUUGUUCGGAGAAUGUUUGUGGUUGGUGUCAACUGCUCUACAUCAUCAAGAGAUUCAACAUGGUGGGCCAACAUCAGGUAAGAAGUACCACGACUGCUACUACUUGUACUAUUUUGGCCUUUUUUUUUAUUAUUGUUUUUGCCUUUAUCAAGUAACAUUUGUGAAAUAUAUCUGUCUUGUAGGUAUGUUGUGUAUGUGUUCUAAUUAAUAAUGGAUGACAAAAUGGCAAAUUCCAUGCAACAAUGCAAACCUAAGUAGUGGAGGAACACAACUACCGUAUUUUUCGGAGUAUAAGUUGCUCCGGAGAGUAAGUUGCACCGGCCGAAAAUGCAUAAUAAAGAAGGAAAAAAACAUAUAUAAGUCGCACUGGAAUAUAAGUCGCAUUUUUUGGGGAAAUUUAUUUGAUAAAACCCAACACCAAGAAUAGACAUUUGAAAGGCAAUUUAAAAUAAAUAAAGAAUAGUGAACAACAGGCUGAAUAAGUGUACGUUAUGAGGCAUAAAUAACCAACUGAGAACGUGCCUGGUAUGUUAACGUAACAUAUUAUGGUAAGAGUCAUUCAAAUAACUAUAACAUAUAGAACAUGCUAUACGUUUACCAAACAAUCUGUCACUCCUAAUCGCUAAAUCUCAUGAAAUCUUAUACGUCUAGUCUCCUGCGUGAAUGAGCUAAAUAAUAUUAUUUGAUAUUUUACGGUAAUGUGUUAAUAAUUUCACACAUAAGUCGCUCCAGAGUAGAAGUCGCACCCCCGGCCAAACUAUGAAAAAAACUGCGACUUAUAGUUCGAAAAAUUCGGUUUUAGACUGCGUGCGUGUUCCAGGUUUAACAAGUGCAGUUUUGUUGUGUGUGUUGUACCCUUUUAAGCACAAACUGAAUCCGUACAUUUGUUUUUAAUAAUGUCUUACAAUUUAUUAUGCUUAGUGUUUUUAUUUGGUGUUGGUGUUUCUUUAUAAUGCACCCCCCGCGACCCUGUAAGGGACAAGCGGUAGAAAAUGGAUGGAUGAAUGGAUGGAUGGAAUUAGUUUAGACAUCUAAAUUAAUGCCAUUGUCACCAUGAAUAAGGACAUUUUAUUGGUGGGAUCUUUGUACAGUUUUUGGGGGGUAAUGUGGCAAUUUUGAUGCAACAAACUAUUAAUGAGUAAAAUAUAACCUAUAUUGGGGUAACACUUACGGUGAUGCAGGGAUUUUAUUUGAACUUUGCUUAGAAAAUUUACUGAAAUAAUGUGAAAACUACUUUAAGGAAUUAUGUUGAAAUGCAAUUUACAAGAACAUACAGUGGUACCUUGGUUUUCUUACACCUUGCUUCUCAUACAUGAAAAUCUUCGCCCAAAUGUUGACCUAGUUUUCGUUAAACGUCUGUUAGCACACAACCAAACAUUGUGUGGAAGUCAUUCAGCGGAAUCGAGUGCCAAAACAGAAGUCUCACGGGUCUGCGCUUUUAUUAAUUGAGUACAGCUGCAAAAUAGCAAGCAUGGACUCAAAGAAACUUUUCCAGACCUUUGAUAAAGAAGGUGAGAAACAUUGUUGGAGUGAUGCAAAAAACUGGUGGCAUCCACUCAUCAGUGGUUUAUGGUAAAACUUAUUUUAAAUGUUGAUUUAACCAUUUAAUUAAUCAUUGCCAUGUUUUAUGCAUUGUUUUCGAUAUGUAAAACCAUAAUUAUUCUAUCUAUAAUUUUGGAAAUUUUUGAGUGUCUGGAAUGAACUAUUGGAUUUAAAUUAUUUCUUAUGGGGAAAAAUAUAUACCAGAUUCCAAAGGAAAAUUGAGGUACCACUGUACUUUUAAAUGUUCAUCUUUUGAGCCUUUGCGUGAACUAAUUGUGGGAUUUCACCAUGAGCAAUGUUGGAAAACAAGAAUAUUUAAAGACAAAAUGCACAUGAAGCUAAGAACGGAUAUUAUAGCUACACUUACUAAGUCUUGCAGAUAUUUCAUUUGUACAGAUUUGCUGCGCACUGAAGAGAAAACUCCUGAAAUAUGUUGAACUCCUGAACCUGUCAUGUCUAAUCUUGCUUCAGGACUAAGCAGUUUAUAUCAUGCGUCAUGUCAUGUGACUUCCUGUCCGUGUUCAACUCGUCAAUAAAAAAUUUUAAUGUCUGUUUCCUGCGUUUUGAACCUGCGCGUAUUAAAU
Entelurus aequoreus (snake pipefish) is the source of this 3453-nucleotide messenger RNA. Its product is annotated as solute carrier family 25 member 44-like. Lineage: Eukaryota; Metazoa; Chordata; Actinopteri; Syngnathiformes; Syngnathidae. Gene Ontology annotation, biological process: transmembrane transport; branched-chain amino acid catabolic process. Gene Ontology annotation, cellular component: mitochondrion. The transcript has 4 exons. Bases 209 to 1195 code for a protein of 328 amino acids. The record is from RefSeq and is a predicted model, not a curated record. Gene Ontology annotation, molecular function: branched-chain amino acid transmembrane transporter activity.